CCCUGAAACGUGGGGAAACGACCCUUGCAAGGGCCGCGGGUGUUCUGGACUCGUUAGCGCGGGGCUUGGGCUGAGACGGAGCGUUGCAAUGCUUCCCAAAAAUGUCGUCAGCAGCGGUCUGGUGAAGAUGUCCCAACUCACAUCAGCCUCCUGUUCGAGGUGACGACGAAACGCGGAAAAUCUACUUGUUGCUUUCAAUUCGAUGCUAACAGUCGUACGCCCACCAGAACCAACUCCGACGAUGACGACGAGCCUGCAGGGCCGCGAGCUCGACGACGGUUGCCCCGACACCGCUCCCGAUCAACUUCAAGAACUCCGUCACGACGGUUCCGUUCUAGCCAUCGCCGUCUCCGAUAAAUACGUUUUUGCGGGUACAAGUAAGGGAGAAAUCGCCAUUUGGUCUCUCGGCACCUACCAGCUCGUCCAAACCCUCCAAGCCCACAAACGAAGCGUCCUCUGCUUGCUCCUCUCCGAAGACAACAAGUACCUCUUCUCGAGCGCAUGCGAACCCAUCAUUGGCGUCUGGUGCCCCAAGACUUUUACCCGUCUUUACGAAAUCUAUAGCACCUAUGACGUUGGCGAUGUCUUCAGCGUUGCUUACUCGCCCCAGCGCGAAACGCUCUAUCUCGGGACACAGACGCAAGACAUACAAUGGAUCAGCUUGAAGGACCCCUCGAGGAAGGUACCCCACGACUCUGCGAACCACCCAGACAAGCGACAACACCGCUUCUUCGACUCGCGCGCUAUCGGGGGGACGUCUACGCCUAGGCGCAUGGAAGAACACUACAAUCUCAUACCGAAGGCCACAACGGUGCUGGAGAUUGACUCGGGGGCGAUUCGACAAUAUGCGCACUACGGCUGGGUGUUCUGCAUGCUGAUAGCAAAGGGGCCUACCGUGCUUGGUGACCCAGAAGAGGAGGUACUGGUUACCGGGGGCGGAGACGGCACAAUCAAGCUGUGGAGGUUGUCCGACGAUGGUCCAGACCACGACGACGGUGUGUUGGGGGAUAUUGAGGAGCUGAUGACCCUGGGCGAUGACGAUAGCCAGUCUAUCAUGUCCAUGGCCGUGGACGGGUCUUUUCUCUACGCCGGCAAGCUGCAGGGCAUCAUCGAACUGUGGGACCUCGACACGAAGCAGAAGCUGCGGGUCAUCAAAGCUCACAAUGGGAAUGUCAACACUCUUAGGAUGAGUUUCGGCCUCUUAUGGAGUGGGGCUACAGGAGGGUCAGCUUCGAAACACAGCACGGUUCAUUACGGCAGAGACAAGAACGGGCUGCCGCAGAAUGUCAGCCAGAAGUACCAAUGCCUUAGUCGGUGGAAGGCCCAUGACGCCAAGAUCCUGUCUUCAGCGGUGGCAAAUCAUCAAAACGACCAGCUAUUCAUCACUGGGGCCAACGACAACACGGUCCGCGUCUGGCGUGUUAACGGCAUGCCGACACAGGCCGAGCAGGAGAUCGAUGGAUCCGAGAACAUGAUGAUCACAUCACUUCGCGAGUUUGUUUCGUUCAAAACCAUUUCUUCUCGCCCCGAGUUCACCGAGGAUUGUCGCAAGGGGGCCACCUACCUCGCCUCUCUCUUCAAGCGACUGGGCGCCGAGGUAGAGAUGCUGAGCACCGGCGGGCUGCACAACCCCAUCGUCUGCGCCAAGUUCAGCGGCAAGCUCGAGCCAUCGGAGAAGAGAAAGCGGAUCCUGUUUUACGGCCACUACGACGUCGUCCCGGCGGAUAUGAAGGGGGACAACUGGCAGACCGACCCCUUCAAACUGGAGGGCCGUGACGGGUACCUCUACGGCCGCGGCGUCAGUGAUAACAAGGGACCAAUCAUCGCCGCCAUCUACGCAGUCUCGGACCUCCUCCAAGCCAAGGUCCUCGACUCGGACAUCAUCUUCGUCAUCGAAGGCGAAGAAGAGUCCGGCUCGCGCGGCUUCGAAGACACGAUCCAGGCACACAAAGACCUGAUCGGCCACAUCGACUACGUGCUCCUGGCCAACAGCUACUGGCUGGACGACGAAGUGCCCUGUCUCACCUACGGCCUGCGCGGCGUUCUCCACGCGACAGUUUGCGUAGACUCCAAGCACCCAGACCUCCACUCGGGCGUCGACGGCAGUAACCUCCUCUCCGAACCGCUAACCGACCUGACCCUCCUCCUCGGCAAACUCAAAGACUCCAAGAACCACGUCAAAAUCCCCGGCUUCUACGACGGCAUCCUCCCACUGACCAGCGAGGAAGACCAGCGGUACGACGACAUCGCGGGCAUUCUCAUGCGCGGCAACCCGUCGCGCGGGCCGGUCGAGGCGCUCAAGCGCAGCCUGAUGGCGCGCUGGCGCGAGCCCAACCUGACCAUCCACCGCUACAACGUGUCGGGCCCCGACGGCAGCCUGAUCAGCAGCCACGCGACGGCCAACGUCAGCGUGCGCCUGGUGCCGGGGCAGGAGGUCGAGGACGUCAUCGACGCCCUGCGGGGCUACCUGCGCGACCAGUACGCCACCUUUGCUAGCGACAACACCCUGACUAUCCGCAUCGACAACAAGGCUGAGCCGUGGCUCGGUGUGCCGGGGAACUAUAUCUUUCGCACGCUUGAGGAGGCUGUCAUGCGCGCUUGGGGUGGGGUUACUGGUGCUGAGGGGGUUGCCGUGGCGCUGCCGCCGAAUGCCACGGAUGGGGAGGACAAGCCCAAGGCACGGAAACCGUUGUAUAUCCGUGAGGGAGGGUCUAUUCCGCCGAUUAGGUACCUGGAGAAGGAGUUCAAUGCGCCGGCGGCCCAUUUGCCGUGCGGACAGGCAAGCGAUGCCGCGCAUUUGGAUAAUGAGCGGCUGAGGGUUAUGAAUCUGAUGAAGAGCAGGGAGAUUUUCAGUACGGUGUUUAGGAAGCUGUGACGGGGGUCGGUGGGUAUCGGGUGGUUUGGUUUACGGGUUCGCAUUGCGUCUAGCGGGGAGAGGUAGUUAUAGAACGUGAUACCCCUGGUCUCUAGCCCCCCAUUCUCGUGACAGCGGCCACUCUCGGUGCCGAGGGACAUCCUCUGCUUG
Messenger RNA from Chaetomium fimeti, 3025 nucleotides. RefSeq lists its product as uncharacterized. Gene Ontology annotation, molecular function: peptidase activity; protein binding. The record is from RefSeq and is a predicted model, not a curated record. Bases 203 to 2875 code for a protein of 890 amino acids. The transcript has 2 exons. Lineage: Eukaryota; Fungi; Ascomycota; Sordariomycetes; Sordariales; Chaetomiaceae. Gene Ontology annotation, biological process: glutathione catabolic process; proteolysis.